ACAGGUAUGAAGCGUUGGCCCAACUUUUUCCUUCUUUCUCCUUUCGCUACGAAUUUCCCAGAAAAAUGAGCUGAAUAUUUGCUUCUUCUUCUUUCUUCGGAUGAUGAAGAGAAAUAGAGUAGGCGGGAAAUCGAAUGGAGCAUGUGCCGGGAUCGUUCGGCACCAGCGCCAGUUUCGCUCUCCGUUUCGGCCAAAUCAUCUUCUCUACCGCUUCGCUUAUCUUCAUGUGCUUAGAUUACGAUUUCUAUGACUUCACUACCUUCUGCUAUUUGACGACUGUGAUGGCUUUUGUAACUCCAUGGAGCGUCUCACUCGCACUGACCGACACAUACUCUGUCCUAAUGAAACAACUUCCUCAUGAAGCAAGAGUUAUAUCCAUGGUUGUUGCCGGCGAUUUGGUACUGUCGUUUCUUUCUUUGGGUGGGGCUUGUGCUGUAGCCAGUGCAACCGAGCUGCUUUUGUCUCUCGGUUCAGGAAUCUGCGGCGAUAACCUCUGUAGCCAAUACCAAAUCUCGGCUACGUUGGCCUUCUUGUGUUGGUUUCUAUUACUUGCUUCAGGACUCUUCAAUCUUUGGAGUUUACCUUCUUUAUUUUAGUGACCAAUGUUUAUUUAUAGUUAUACAGUAGAUGAUAGAUAGAAAUCAUAAUCAUAAUGUACAUUUUAUAUACUACUCUUGAACAUGUCACUGUUAAUGUAGUUAUGUGAAAUAAGUUUCCCCAUUUUUAUAUCACACACACUUGAAAACAA
This is a messenger RNA of Eutrema salsugineum, 748 nucleotides long. Its product is annotated as CASP-like protein ARALYDRAFT_485429. Gene Ontology annotation, cellular component: membrane. Lineage: Eukaryota; Viridiplantae; Streptophyta; Magnoliopsida; Brassicales; Brassicaceae. The transcript has 3 exons. Bases 135 to 596 code for a protein of 153 amino acids. The record is from RefSeq and is a predicted model, not a curated record.